UUUCCCCCCCAGAUUUAGGAGCCAUUGCUUCUAUGGGCUGGAUCCGGAUCAGGAUCAAUGGGAGAUAGAGAAGGUGAUCGACAGAUAAGAUAGACAGAAGACAGGUGACGGAGCUGCAGAGGGAGGUCUCUCCUUGGUGGCACCAGGGCUGCCUACGAAGCGGGCACAGUGCCGCCCCAAAAAGCCCACGGACUGAAUGCCUUCUCAGGUUGGCACGGCUUCAAGGAGAACAACAUGGCUGGGGCUGCUGGGUCUCUUCCUCAGGAGCCGCUGACUUUUGAGGAUGUGGCCAUUGCCUUUGCACCCAAGGAGUGGGCACAGCUGGCGGGUUGGCAGAAGGCACUCUACCAAGAGGUGAUGCGGGACAACUAUGAGACCCUCCGCUCUUUAGACCUCGCCAAUCACAAGCCGGAGAUCCUCCUGCGGAUGGAACGGGGAGAGGAGCCCUGGAGCAGUGAAGGCCAGGAUGCCAAGGGCAGUGAGGCCUCGAACCUGGACUGUCUGGGAGUGGGCCAAGUCCAGAUCAAGACGGAAUCAAACCUGGAAGAAAACCCCAUUGGCCUGCCAUGCCAUGCUGGGCACCUGAAGGCUUUGAAGGGCAGCCAGGAGGAUGGCACCCUUUGCAAGUUGCCCCCUUGGCCUGAGCUCAACGCCGGUGGAGUGUCUGCCUUGGAGCAAUGGCCAACCCAGCUCUGGUGGCCAAACUGUGCCAUAGGCAGGCAAGUGGCCCCAAUGGCAUUCCAAGCCUUCUGGCCCACAGAGAGUGCCCCAGAGGAGAUGCUGCUGAUUUGCACCCAUUGCCAGAAAUGCUUCCCUGCCCGUCCCGCGGGUGCAGGGGGUGCUGCGCAGCUCUGUCUCGAGUGCGAAAGGGGCCUCACAAAGGCCCUGCCCUGUACCUGUGCCCACUGCUUGCCACCUCGGCCAAGACCCCCCAGGGAGGAGCGACCCUACAAGUGCACCAAGUGUGAGCGCAGCUUCCGCUUUGCUCAUGAAUACACCUGGCACCAGAAGGUCCAUGCUGGGGAGAAGAGCUACAAGUGUGGGGCCUGUCAGAAGGUUUUUCGCCACAAGCAGGAGCUCAGCUGGCACCAGCGGGCACAUGCUGCCGAGUGGCCCCAUCAGUGCACCACCUGCCAGAAGCACUUCCGCUUCAAGCAGGAGCUGGCCUGGCACCUUAAGAGCCAUGCGGCUGAGCGGCCCUACAAGUGCCCUGAGUGCGAGAAGAGCUUUCGCUUCAAGCAGGAGUUCAUGUGGCACCAGCGGGCGCAUGUGGGCGACCGGCCCUACAAGUGCCCCGAGUGCGAGAAGAGCUUCCGCUUCAAGCAGGAGUUUGCCUGGCACCAACGCAGCCACUCGGGUGAGAAGAGCUACAAGUGCCCUGGCUGUGACAAGAGUUUCCGCUACAAGCAGGAAUUUGUGUGGCACCAGCGGAUCCACACCGGGGAGCAGCCCUAUCCAUGCGCCUCCUGCAACGCCACUUUCACCUGCCGCCAGGAGUACAUGCGCCACCAGCGUCUCCACGAUGGUGAGAAGCCCUACCAGUGCCCUCACUGCGAGAAGACUUUCCGGCGCGGUUCCACCCUCAUCCGCCACCGGCGCCUCCAUGCGAGUGAGGAGCCCCUCAAGUGUGCCCACUGUGAGCGCACCUUUGGCCAGAGUGCCCACCUUGCCAAGCACCAGCGAAUGCAUAUGCUGAAGGGCAACUCUGGCGAGGAGGCCAUUGCGGCGGUGUGGGGUCCCUGUUUGCCAGCAUCGGGGGCAGCCCUUCCCCCAGAGGGCAUGAACAUCCUGAGCUUGAAGACCGUCUCAGUGGGCACCCUGCUCUUACUCAACCUCCAGGACCCUAAAGUGGGCAAAGGGCCAACUGGCACCACCUGGCAAGCACCGGUGUGAAUCUAAACUGGUAGCUGGAGAGUGAUUGGCAGAGUGGCACAAACUUAGUGAUGGAGCGAGUUGGUUUCUACCCUGGCAGGACCAUGCUACCCUUUGGUGCAAGCAGGGACAUGGCACUGACCCAUGUUUUGAUGCCAGGCAGUUGGAGAGAGCGGAACAGGAUGGUUUCACUGGCCUUUGCCCAGGUUUGUGCCACAGCUUGGCACUGGUAGGAUCAUGACAAGUGCUUCAUUGGCACAUUUAAAACAGAACAAACCUUCAAGGCACCUCUUCCAGGGGAUUGGACAUGUGGGUGUCACACAAUGGCACCUCAUUUCUUCAUGUCUCCUUUCCUGGCAUCAUAAUCCAAGGGGCAUUUCCUAGGCCACAACGGGCACCGAUUCUUCUGGAACGUGGCGGGUAUAAACCAGCCUUGUUCUUCAUCCUGGAUUCCUAUACCAGCAGCGGGUCAGACUAGAUGCCCCGUGGUACCCCUUCCAAUACCAUGUUGAAUCCAGAAACCCUUUGAUUUCCUGCAUUUCUGUGACAUCUCUCUGGGUUGUCAUCUUCCUAUAUUCUCCUUGUGUUAGAACAAAGUGUCAUGAAAUAUGCAAUAUUUUAAAAUGUCAGCAGAGCAACAACACCAAUAACAAAAUAUGGACUUUCUCAAGCUCAUGCCUGUUUGGAGACUGAGAAUCAGCACUUUGGAGAAGGCCUUGAACUAUCCGUGGUGCUGAAGCCUAUCCAUUCAGUAACAACCAGCCUUUCUUGCACCUUUGGGCUAAAACCUGGACCAGAUUGGCCAAGCUGCUGACAUGGACUUUGGCAGAAGACAAUGCUGUGAUUUCCCUCUUCUAAUGUAAUUGUAUCCGCGAGCGCAUUGUGUGCCUGCCCAGGCAGAGACCUGUGUCUUCUAGUUUUAUUAUUUGCCUGUUAAAGUGCCUAAGGCAGUCCUGAGACCUGUUUUCAUAUUUUGCAAAUAUAUAUAUAUAUAU
Molecule: messenger RNA, 2867 nt
Organism: Anolis sagrei ordinatus
Lineage: Eukaryota; Metazoa; Chordata; Lepidosauria; Squamata; Anolidae
Source: RefSeq, a predicted model, not a curated record